AUGUGUCCAGAGCGAGUGACCACACUGAUCCUGUCCCUGUUGAUUCUUUUAGACUGUGUUUCUGCUGCUCCGAGUCACAGGUACUCGAGUUCAGGAUCCAGCGAGCAGGACGUGGGGCCGGGAUGGUCCGUGUCGGAACUGGCCUCUAACCCGUUUUGGGGUCUUUUGGGUCCGAGGCUGGAGAGGGAGCUGCCGCCGACGAACAGCCACUCCCUUCAGAAGAGGAAGUGCAACACGGCCACGUGCGUCACCCAGCGACUCGCCGACUUCCUGGUUCGCUCCAGCAACACGAUCGGGACGGUGUACGCCCCGACCAACGUGGGAUCGGCCGCGUACGGCAAGAGGAGCGCUCUGUCGCCCCCUGUGUUCAUGCCUCUCUAG
Molecule: messenger RNA, 381 nt
Organism: Periophthalmus magnuspinnatus
Lineage: Eukaryota; Metazoa; Chordata; Actinopteri; Gobiiformes; Gobiidae
Product: calcitonin gene-related peptide 1
Exons: 3
Coding region: 1-381 (126 amino acids)
Cellular component (GO): extracellular region
Molecular function (GO): hormone activity
Source: RefSeq, a predicted model, not a curated record